AUGGAUUGUGAUAUCAUGACGAGUGAUAAGCCUCAUGCUGUGUGCAUCCCAGUUCCACUUCUAAGUCAUGUUAUGGCAAUGCUAAAUGUUGCAAAACUUCUCCACCAAAGAGGCUUUUCCAUAACAUUUGUCAUCACAGACUAUGUUCAUAAGCGCAUAAUCAAGUCAAGAGGCCCCAAUUCUCUUGAUGGCAUUCUUAACUUUCAGUUCAAAACCAUUGCCGAUGGUAUUAUGGCGCAGGGCACUGAUAUUGAGGCACCACAGGACAUGGCCUCUAUUUGUAUCGCCAUUUCUAACAAUUUCUUAGCUCCAUUUCGUAGCCUACUUUCUCAACUCAAUCAUGAGGCUACUCCGCCAGUUAGUUGUAUUGUUAGUGAUGGUGGUUUGUCGUCGUUCACCAUUAAAGCUGCCAUGGAAUUUAACAUUCCUAUUGCACACUUGUGGUCUGUUAGUCCUUGCAGCUUUCUGGGUUUUAUGCAUUUUGGUGAUCUUGUCAAGCGAGGGGUGAUUCCAUUUAAAGAUGAGAGCUAUUUAAGCAAUGACUAUCUCAAUACUACUAUAGAUUGGAUUCCAGGGAUGAAGAGUAUAAGACUUAAAGAUCUACCAAGUUUCAUUCGAACAAAUCAUGAAGUUUUGGAUGCUCUUUCUUCGAUGCUUCCUCCAAUUUAUACUAUUGGUCCACAUCACUUACUUUCAAGGCAAAUCAAGGACCAAAGUGAAGAAGCAAUAGCUACAAAUUAUUGGGAAGAUAAUCAUGAGUGCAUCACAUGGCUUGAUUCCAAGGAACCCAACUCAGUUAUUUACGUAAAUUUUGGAAGCAUAACUAUAAUGACAUUUAACCAAAUCACUGAGUUUGCAUGGGGCCUUGCAAAUAGCAAACAACCCUUUUUAUGGAUCAUAAGGCCUGAUCUUGUCAACAGCGAUUCACCCAUUUUAUCCCAUAGUUUUCUUGAAGAAACAAAGGGAAUUGGGAUGAUAGCUAGCUGGUGUGCUCAAGAGGAGGUUCUAAAGCACCCAUCAAUAAAAGGGUUUUUAACUCAUAAUGGAUGGAAUUCAACACUUGAAAGCAUAUGUGGUGGAGUGCCAAUGAUAUCAUGGCCAUACUUCGCCGAUCAACCAACAACUUGUCUAUAUUGUUGUGAGAAAUGGGGCAUUGCAUUGGAAAUAGAUAAUGAUGUGAAGAGAGAUGGAGUUGAGAGUUGUAUCAAAGAGCUUAUGGAAGGAAAGAAAGGCGAAGACAUGAAAGCCAAAGUUAUGGAGUUGAAAAGAAAAGCUGAGGAAUCAUGUAGACAUGGAGGCUCUUCUUACUUUAACUUGGACAAGCUAAUAACCGACGUCCUAUUAUCGAAAUGCUAUGGUGAAGUGAAGUAGUCGAAGUCUUCCCUUUAGCCCAACAAUAAAAACUUUUAUUGAAAUUCAAUGUCGUUUUAUUUUUAGUAUUUAAUGAUUUAGACUUUGUAAUUUAUAACAUUUGGAGU
Messenger RNA from Cucurbita moschata (crookneck pumpkin), 1478 nucleotides. RefSeq names its product 7-deoxyloganetin glucosyltransferase-like. NCBI's taxonomy places the organism in Eukaryota, Viridiplantae, Streptophyta, Magnoliopsida, Cucurbitales, Cucurbitaceae. The record is from RefSeq and is a predicted model, not a curated record. The coding region runs from base 1 to 1371 and encodes 456 amino acids. The transcript is spliced from 3 exons. Gene Ontology annotation, molecular function: UDP-glycosyltransferase activity.